AUGUCCUUCCAUAAUAAAGUAUCUCUCCCGACACCCGAGGCCGCGGUAGCUACUGCCCGCUUGUACUGCUCGACAUUAUCGACCAAGGACGUUAAAUGGUGGAAAUCCGAUCACGCCUCCGCGUAUCGGCAGGUUCCGUGUUCGGUUCAGUCUCGUAAGUUCACCGUCAUUCUGCUCAAAGACCCUGAGUCGGGUGCGGUCUCAGGAUUCUAUCACGUGGCACAACCCUUCGGGGCCUCCAGCUCGGUGAUCAAUUAUUGUAGAGUAAGUCAGGCCUUGGCUCACCUCGGUCGAGUCGUCCUCGCUAUCCCAGUGAUCAAUUAUUUGGACGAUUACUUUGGCGUAGAAUCUUCGGCUACGGCCAACUCCGCAUAUGAGGCAUGGGUGUGGCUUCACAAGGUGAUAGGCUUCCGUUUAAACGAGAAGAAGGCUGUACCACCUUCCACCGAGAUCCCAGUAUUGGGGCUCGACAUAGCUAUCGAUGGUGAUUACAUUGUUCUGUCGGUUCCAGAUGAUAAGCGCGCCCAACUAAUUUCUUCGAUCGAUGGAGUGUUGCAGGAUGACCGCUUGCCAUCUACAACGGCUCAUAAGUUGAUAGGGAAGUUGACGUUUGCUAGCGGGGCCUUGGAGACUUCUGCCCCAAGGUCCUACCUCAGAGUCCUUCAUAAGUUCGUCAAUCAUUGGUCGUGGAGAGCCCGUGAUCGCUUAUGGCUCGAGGUGAGAAAUGCUCUUGUCAAUCUCUCGGCUCUUUUGGCAAGCUCCAAUUCAGCGAGGAAGGUGCCGCUUCUUUUCCCUAGCUCGGAUGAGGCUAUCAGUGCGGUCCUUUAUACAGACGCGUGCGGCAAUGGAGGAAUCGGUGCUGUUUUGGUGGCCAAUGACUUUAAAAAGCCAGUGUACUUCUCAUCCGUUCUCUCCUCCGUCUUACAACAGGGUCUCUUCGAAGGAAAAGACGAUAUCAACAUACUCGAGUUAUACGCCGUUCUUGCCGCACUACAAUCUUUCGGUCAGUAUAUAGUUGGUAGAUGGUUGACUAUCUUCGUCGACAAUACGGCGGUAGAGUAUGCCCUGAUCAAGGGAUCUUCCUCCUGUCCUCUGAUGAACAAGAUGAUUUUCUUUUUUUGGGCGAAUGUUGCUCGGCUUCAGCUCAAGGUGUGGGUGGCUAGAGUGGCAUCAAAGUCCAAUCCGGCUGAUGCUCCAAGCCGCCGCCACUUUGAUUGUCUUACUGCCUCCUUCAGUCGUAAGCGGCCAGUACUUCCUGCAAUCUAG
Molecule: messenger RNA, 1266 nt
Organism: Perkinsus marinus ATCC 50983
Lineage: Eukaryota; Perkinsozoa; Perkinsida; Perkinsidae
Exons: 1
Coding region: 1-1266 (421 amino acids)
Source: RefSeq, a predicted model, not a curated record